AUGAACGUUAGCGAUGCCGUUGCUCGUCAGCUGGAAAAACGGCUCCGACACGAUGCCUCCUAUUGGAUAACGAUAUUGGAUUUGGAUAUCACCUGUUUUCUGGUUGGUGGCAUGGAAAGGACGGAAACGGCACAGUCUGUCAGUAGAACGCCUAGCUCAAUAGCCUCAAGGUCGAUCAGUUUUACGAACUGCUUUUCGUCUAAAAUUCGAAACGAAAUUGACAAUUAUAGUCUAAAGUUUUCUAACAUUGGUUGGAUCGAUUUUCCUCAUUUUUUCUUCAGCAAAACCAAAAUAACCGAGAAAUGGUUGGACGCUCAGAGCGAUGGGACGGCUGCGCUUCACACACUCCCGUCCUGUAUGUCGUUGUGUGAUCUGAAAAACGACAACUACUACCAGUUGGUGGUGGUUGACAUUCCACUGUCCGAUUUCGACUCCAAACCGAAACUGAAAGUCUACAAAGGAACAAACCUGACCAGUGAACACAAUCUCCCCGGAAUACCGUCCGCCGUGGAAAGUCUCUACAUCAACGAUCAGGAACCUAGAACUCCUAUAAUUGCCGUAGCCAUAGGGCCCUCGGUGCUGUUCUACCGGAACAUGAAACCCUACUACAAGUACACUAUUCCCGGAUUGAGCAUCGAUCCGGUAGAAAUUGACCUGUGGAAAAAGUUACCAGCCGAACGUCCGGAAAAUGUAGAUAAACUGAUCGAUAAUCUACGAACUCUGAACUUCAGUCAAUUGACCGAACUGUCGCAAGAGUUACUCGUAAUGACAGAAGACAAACGGGACGGCUUCAUCCGGGAAAACGCCGAUCGUCAACUGGAACGUCUGUCUGUGAUCACCGCAAUGGCCUCGUUGAAAAAGGCAACCAAUGAAAGUAAAUCCGUCUGUUGUCUUAUUCUGGCUACGGAAGCAGGUGACAUCUUGAUCCUGGACACGCAAGCAUUCGGAGUUCUCCACCAGGCUCGUGCUUGCUCUUUUCAGGGAACCCCGAGUAUCAUAUCGGCCAGUGGUCAGUAUGAUAUCGACUUCCGAAUGGUGAUCGCCACUCGGGAAGGGUCCCUCUGUCUACUGCGCAAAGGUUGGCUGGUUGGUCAGCACAUUGUGAAACUGGAACACUCUGCUUCCGGUUUAACACUGUUGCCAAUUGAUCAGACAAUCGUCGUAGUUUGCAUGAACAACAGUUUGCUUUGCUACUCCAAGAAGGGCAGGAAGCUCUGGUCGGUGACGUUGUCACAGCCGGCGGUUUGCAUGACUCCGGUUUGUCUGCCGCAUCUCGGUAUUACUCUGGUUUGUGUGGCACUUCGUGGAGGUCUCGUGCAGUUUUACUGUCAGAAGAAGCUAGUCGAUCAGUUUUACGCUCCGGAGACGGUUUCGGCGUUGACUUUUGGACGACUCGGUCAAGAAGAACAUGUACUGAUUCUUGUGACAUCUGACGGGUCGUUGAUUGUGAAGAUUCUGAAGCGCACGGCCGAAUUCGCAACUACGGAAGAUCCCUACGAAAUCAAAUCGGCGAAUGAAGAAGCCUCCGGAAACCUGCAGAUUCCGAAGAAGACGAAGGUUUUUGUCGAACAAACCUUACGGGAGAAAGAACACGCCGCAGCGAUUCACAACUCUUUUCAAUCCGAACUGUGGAGGAUGCGGCUGACAGCAGCACGCGCAACGGUGGACGUGAUCAGUUCAGCCGACAGUAACAUUUCGGGAGACGUUGGGCUGGCAGCGAUCAAGCUGGCCGCCGAAGUACUGGGAUUGGGACCGGUGUUCAAGUUAUUCCUAAUACUGGAAAACAUAUCGACCCGGAAGGAAGCUAGCGGGUUGAACAUGUUGAUACAAGCGGACCAUCGUCAUUACCAAGUGGAAAGACCGUACUUGCGGCUACCAAUGCUGGUACCGGCGGCACCGUUGAAGCUGGACUUCAAGGUGACAGUCGUUAUCGAUCCCAGCGAUGGUCUGGCGCCGAUUGAUUUGACCCCGGAAAACUCCUUCGUUCGGGUGCUGGUCUUCAAAACUGGACAUACUAAGCCCCUGAUAGCUUCAACCGUGGUGAUGCCUCAACCGGAACCGCAACUACUGAACACUUUUUAAUCGGAGCAAUCGAUUUGUCGCGGCGUUCUUCUGAUUAUUUUACUGCAAAACUACAUUUUUUCAAGACAGGCGAUUUUUAUGUAUUAGAUAUAGGUAUAUAUGGUAAGUGCGUCCAGACAAAUAA
Molecule: messenger RNA, 2206 nt
Organism: Malaya genurostris
Lineage: Eukaryota; Metazoa; Arthropoda; Insecta; Diptera; Culicidae
Gene: BBS1
Product: Bardet-Biedl syndrome 1 protein homolog
Exons: 4
Coding region: 1-2082 (693 amino acids)
Biological process (GO): protein localization to cilium; non-motile cilium assembly
Cellular component (GO): centrosome; axoneme; BBSome
Molecular function (GO): patched binding; smoothened binding
Source: RefSeq, a predicted model, not a curated record